This is a messenger RNA of Aplosporella prunicola CBS 121167, 1203 nucleotides long. RefSeq lists its product as uncharacterized. The transcript is spliced from 2 exons. The record is from RefSeq and is a predicted model, not a curated record. Bases 1 to 1203 code for a protein of 400 amino acids. NCBI's taxonomy places the organism in Eukaryota, Fungi, Ascomycota, Dothideomycetes, Botryosphaeriales, Aplosporellaceae.
AUGCCCGCCAUCUCCGACGCCGCGAGCACGUCGACGCGCCCACUACGCUCCGCCGACUCCGUAUCGCGCGGCGGCUCGACGACGAACCGGUCACGCUCCUCGAGCCCAUCGAAACUGUCGCCGCAAAACUAUCGCGCGCAGGUGCUGGAUCGGGUCGGAAUUCGCAUCGACGUCGAGGUGCCGGAUGAGGGGCUGGAGCAGUUGCUGCCACCACAAGGCGAUGCGGAAGUGCGCACGGUCGGGCAGGAGCUCUACGCGGGAGCUCGGGCGCUGUUGGAGCGCCAGACGGCCAACGAGGUCGAAUGGGCCGGCUUGCUCAACACGGCCAUUCACAGCUUGAUGCAGGAGCAGCCGGACCAGCUGAUCUGCCUGCCGAACAGAGACUGGCAAUCCUGCCUCAAGCCCGUCGCCCUCACGCACAAGCUCACGUCCGGCCUCCCGCAAAAACGCCACCCUUCCGACUACCCCUCGCCCGACCAGAGCCAGUCGACGACGGCCGCCGCCGCGCCCUUUGCCAACCAGCCGCACCUCCCGCCGCCGCAGCAGCGCCUGAAGCUGGAGCCGGCGCCCGCGCGCCUGCAGCCCAAGACGCCGCGCCCGGACCUGACCAUCGGGCUCAAUGACAGCGACGCGAGCUGGGACGCCGACGGGGAGGUAUGGGCGCGCGCCGGCCUCCGCGGCCGCGAUGUCAAGGGCAUACUGGCCGACCUACAAGCGACGGGCACCGGCGGCGAGGACGCCGCAGCGGCACCGCUGAUCACAGACCCGUGCACCGCGUCGCCCAGCGGGCUGCGCUUCCCGUUCCUGGUCGUCGAGGCCAAGUCGGGCGGCAGCGCCAGCAUCGCCGACGCCGAGAAUCAGGCUGCUGUGGCGGGGACGUGCGCGCUUAAGAUCUUGCGGAGCGUGGCGGGCGAGCAGCAGCAGCAGCAGGACGCAGCUGCGGACGCGGACGCGCCGUUUAAGAUGCGCAUGUUUUCGCUGACGACGGAGGGGCCGACGCACGUGCUGUGGGCGCACUACCGCAGCGACAGCAGCGAAUGGGCCAUGGUCUGGCUGGGCGCGUACCGCGUCACGAACCGGCGGUCGGCGGGCGAGCUGGUGGCCAUUGUGGCGCGGAUAUUGCGCUGGGGCGCGCGGGAGUUUAGGGAUUGGGUCAGGGCGAGCGUCGUCCGGUAUUUGGGGCGGAUUUCUGCUGGCGAUUGA